Molecule: messenger RNA, 825 nt
Organism: Zophobas morio
Lineage: Eukaryota; Metazoa; Arthropoda; Insecta; Coleoptera; Tenebrionidae
Product: bromodomain and WD repeat-containing protein 1-like
Exons: 8
Coding region: 187-825 (212 amino acids)
Biological process (GO): regulation of transcription by RNA polymerase II; regulation of cell shape; cytoskeleton organization
Cellular component (GO): nucleus
Molecular function (GO): protein binding
Source: RefSeq, a predicted model, not a curated record
GCAUUUAACUCGUUGAAUAAAAAAUUCAAGGUGACAGGGCAUAUUGAACAAGCUUAUUGCGUACUUUUUGAUAAGACUGGCACUCGUAUUUUGACUGCUUCUGAUGACUUUUUAAUUAAAGUAUGGAGUUGCAAAACUGGUAGGUUACUAAAAAGUUUAAAAGGUCACUCAGGAAGCAUAUCGGAUAUGGCGCUCAGUGCAAACAAUGAAAUGCUGGCCACGUGUGCUUUCGACCACCGAGUUAUCGUCUGGCGUAUGAAGUCCGGCACUAUUAUUUCUAUUUUAGAAGGCAACAACCAUCCGCAUAUCCACACUGUUGCGUUUUCUCCAACCUAUGAUCGUGAUUCCAUCUGCGUUGCGUCGACUGGCUUUGACGGCUCCGUGCGCUUUUGGAGACUCGAAAAACACGUGAAAGAACCCACAUUAACAACAUGCGAUGAGGAACUUAAGUUUGUUUAUGCUGCCCACUUUGAUGAGCGUAAAGUAGUCGUAAAUAAUACAAUUCGGGAUGACAAUGAAGUUUGCUGUUCUUGUUUUAGCCCCGGCGGACUCUUUUUUGCGGCCGGAGACGAAUGCGGGCGUGUUCUUGUGUACCACGUGCCCCAACAUUUGUCUCGGGAUGCCAUCCGCCUCGUCAAUAAGCUAAAUGGCCACAGCAUGAGGGUUUCCUCCCUUCAGUUUUCAAAUGCCGGAGACCGACUUUUAUCGGGUUCUUCUGACGGGCGUGCGAUUAUUUGGAGGUUUUCGUCCAAUGAGCUGGACGUAGUGGUUUUAAACUGUGAGCGACACGUUGUUACCGAAGCUCAGGUCUUAUUUUACUUUUAA